Molecule: messenger RNA, 6414 nt
Organism: Glossina fuscipes
Lineage: Eukaryota; Metazoa; Arthropoda; Insecta; Diptera; Glossinidae
Gene: DNApol-theta
Product: DNA polymerase theta
Exons: 15
Coding region: 1-6369 (2122 amino acids)
Biological process (GO): double-strand break repair via alternative nonhomologous end joining; DNA-templated DNA replication
Molecular function (GO): DNA binding; DNA-directed DNA polymerase activity; ATP binding
Source: RefSeq, a predicted model, not a curated record
AUGGCCUUUUUCGACUCUUUCGAGCUCGGUAACAGUGCCUUAAUAAAAUUGGAAAGUCAAGAAAAGCAUGCUUUAGAGGACAAAUUUUCAGAAGCAUUGGAUGUAAUUUCAGAAUCUCCUACGGACGCAGGCAAGACAACAUAUCGAAAUUCAUCUUCCAUUCUUAGUAGAAGUCGACUUAAUGGAAAAACACAAACGUUAACCAACAAAUCCUUUGAAAGUCGAAAAUUUCGGCGCAGCAAAUCGGAUUCUACUCUACCAAAAACAAGCAGAGCUGAGAAUGGUUCACAUUUGGAUAACCUAUCAGAUGUUUUUCUUAACGACUUUACAUUUUCAAAAGCCAUUACACCAAUUACACUGGACAACAAUGCUGAAAAGGAAAGAUCUGGUAUAAGAGUCUCUCAAAUUGAAGCUAUAUUUCACAACAAUACAGAAUGGGAAAAGGAAGAAUUGGAGAAUUCCUUAGAGAAGCCUAUAUUUUCGGAAGAUCUUCAUGAUUUAGUCAAGGUUGAGGGAAAUGAUAGCGCCUGGCAAGAAUUUACGUUUCAAUCCGAAACAAAAGAAUCGAAAGAUAUCUGCCAUGAUGUUAGCAGCUUUAUUUGCCUUCCGGCGAAUGACGAUGCAUUACGAGAAGAACAUCUGGAAAAUGAAUUAAAAGAAAGUCAAAAAUUUCUUAAGGAGGAAGACAUAAGCUUGACUUCAAUGUCGCCAGGACAAUUGAAAUUCACUCCAACAUUAUCUCAAAGUCCUCUACGAAAACCAAUUUUCGCAAAUUUCGAUGUAAAUCUCCCAAGCAAAUCAGAGCUUGAAAACAAUGAGCCUAAACCGCUUGAACGUAAUUUGGCAGAGCUGAAGAGCAUUAAUGCUUGGAAUUUACCUUUGAAUGUUUUGAAAGAAUAUGACCGUAAAGGCGUUAGAAACAUGUUUGAUUGGCAAGUCGAAUGUUUAAGUAAUCCAAAGGUACUCUUCGAAUAUUGUAAUUUAGUUUAUUCGGCGCCAACUUCGGCUGGCAAAACAUUAAUCAGUGAAAUUUUAUUAUUAAAAACUGUCUUGGAGCGCAAUAGAAAAGUGAUUAUGAUUUUGCCUUUUAUUUCGGUAGUUAGGGAGAAGACAUUUUACUUGCAAGAUCUGCUUACCGGUGCCGGUUAUCGCGUGGAGGGAUUCUUUGGCGGCUACAUACCUCCAGGAGGAUUUGAAAGUAUCCACGUAGCUAUUUGUACUAUAGAAAAGGCCAAUGCCAUUGUUAAUCGAUUAAUGGAGCAAGGAAAGCUUAAUGAAAUCGGAACAAUAAUAGUAGAUGAAAUACAUUUAAUAUCAGACCCAGGGCGUGGCUAUAUACUGGAAUUAUUAUUAGCUAAAAUAUUAUACAUGUCCCGAAAAUACGGUUUACAAAUUCAAAUUAUAACGAUGUCAGCUACUUUAUCCAAUAUAGAGCUAUUAAAAAAGUGGCUUGACGCUGAAUUAUAUAUAACAAAUUUUCGACCGGUAGCCUUAAAGGAGAUGAUAAAAAUCGGAGAUAAAAUCUAUGAUUGUAAUAUGCAAAUAUUACGUACUGUGGCCGAGACAACAGUUAAUAUUGCAGAGCCAUUUCCUUGCUUAGAAGGCGAUCCUGAUCAUGUGGCUCAAUUGUGUAUAGAAACCUUAUUGGAAACAUGUUCGGUUAUCGUAUUUUGUCCAUCGAAAGAUUGGUGUGAAAGUUUAGCGCUCAAGUUAGCCGCUGCCAUACAUUCAUUAUGUAAAUUGAAUAAUGAAUGGGGCGAACGUUUGAAUUCUCAAUUAAAACGUGAAAGUAUUGAUGAAAUGAAGCAACAAUUACAUGAUAUACCAACAGGAUUGGAUAGUGUUCUGGAGAAGACCGUCACGUACGGAUGUGCUUUCCAUCAUGCCGGGCUAACCACCGAAGAAAGAGAUAUUGUGGAAACUAGUUUUAAAGCGGGAACUUUGAAAAUUAUUGUGGCAACCAGUACCUUAAGCUCAGGAGUUAAUUUGCCAGCACGUAGAGUUUUAAUAAGAUCGCCUCUGUUUGGCGGCAAACAAAUGAAUUCUUUGACGUAUCGACAAAUGAUUGGCCGAGCUGGACGUACCGGAAAAGAUACAUUAGGUGAAUCGAUUUUAAUAUGUACCGAAAGCAACGCUCAUAGCGGGAAAGAUUUGAUAAGAGCCGACUUAAAACCUUUAACUUCCUGUUUGGAGCUAGAUAGCAGUACGCACUUAAAAAGAGCUUUACUUGAGGUUAUAUCAUCUGGUGUGGCGACCAGUAAAUCGGAUAUUGAUAAUUUUGUCAAAUGCACUUUAUUGAGUGUCGAAAAGCAUAUGCAUUAUCAGGAAAAGGAAAAUGAUAAUGAUUAUCGUUCAGAUGGAAAGGAAUACAUAAAUGUUGCUUUAAAAUUUCUGGAAGAAUACGAAUUCAUACGUUUGCAAAAGUUGAAAGAAACACAAGAAGAAUUUUAUGUAGCUACCAGAUUGGGAAUGGCUUGCUUGUCUUCAUCGAUGCCACCCACAGAUGGCUUGAUAUUGUUUGCUGAAUUACAAAAGUGUCGUCGUUGCUUUGUUUUGGAAUCUGAACUGCACGCUGUCUACUUGGUAACACCCUAUUCAGUUUGUUAUCAACUUCAAGAUUUGGAUUGGUUAUUUUUUUUGGAUUUAUGGGAAAAUUUGACGCCAGCCAUGAAAAAGGUCGGCGAAUUGGUAGGUGUUAAAGAAUCGUUCCUUGUUCGGGCAAUGCGUGGACAAAGCAAACUGGAUUAUAAACUUACACAAAUACAUAAAAGAUUUUACACCGCAUUAGCUUUGCAGGAAUUAGUCUACGAAACGCCUGUUAAUAAAGUAGCCGCUAAAUACAAAUGCACUCGAGGCAUGUUGCAAGGCCUACAACAAAUGGCUUCAACAUUUGCCGGCAUUGUUACAUCUUUUUGCAACUCUCUGCAAUGGGACACUUUGGCUUCGAUUGUUUCGCAAUUCAAGGAACGCUUAUUUUUCGGUAUACAUCGUGACCUAAUAGAUCUAAUGCGUUUGCCCGAUUUAAAUCAGAAACGUGCUAGAGCCCUCUUUAAAGCUGGAAUAACAAACUUGAUCGAAUUGGCUAACUCGGAGAUAUUCGAAGUGGAAAAAAUAUUAUAUAAUGAAUUGAGUUUCGAUUCGGAGAAACAAUAUGAUAAUGAAAAUGCUUUAGAAGCUGCUCAACGUAAUGAAGCCCGAAAUUUCUAUAUAACGGGUAAAAAAGGUUUUACUAUAGCCGAGGCGGCUGAGUUGUUAAUAAGAGAAGCUCGUCAAUUUUUACAAUAUGAAAUUGGAGUGAAAAAAAUAAGUUGGUCUCAAACCCAAGAGCAGGUGAAUUCAGAAGAAGAAAUUUUGAAAUCAGCAAAUGAUCGGAUAGUUACGAAAUUGGAUAGCGCUAAUAAAGAAAUAAAUAUGUCGGUUGAAGAAAAUGCUUACACAAGGGAACAUUUUCUAAAGCGGGAAGAAAGUAAAAGCUUCGAAACUUUGUCCAGCUUAGCAAGUAAUAAAAAAGAUUGCCAUAAUCAUACGAAUAGAGAGGUAAAAAAGGAAGAUUUGUUUACUCCGAUCACUCCACAGAAAAACCCAAUAAAUGAAAACAAACCUGAAGAAAUAUCGAGGAGUCUUCGAGCAAGUCUUCCAAAAACGCAGCCUAACGAAGAAUUAAAACGUACAUCCGUUCAAUCUCAGCUUGAGGAGCAUAGAGAAGUAACGCCUCCUAAGCAAGCUAAGAAAGGUAAUCAAAUGAAUGGAAAUGUUGUUCGGAAUUCCGAUGAACAGCCAAGCACAAGUAAGAAAGCGCAAAGACUUCUAAAAGCAAGACAAUUAUCUAAAAUGAAAAAACUUGAAUGGGAACAAAAACAGCAGCAGUUGCAACAAACAGAGAAAGCAAAGAACUGGGAAGAUGAAAAUGUGAAAACUGUGAUAAAUGAGAAAACGAAUAUGCCGCGAAGAAGUCCACGUAAUCGAAAGACUGAUAUUGCAAGUGCCAGCGAAAAACCGAACUCUCCUUUAAGGCAAAGAUUAGAAACUUUAGAAAAUGCUGCGACGGGAUUGGAAAAAAUUAAGAAACGAAUCUCUAGACCUGGAACACCUUCGAAUUCAAAUGAAUCGACCGAUGAUAAUAAAGAUGAGAUCCCCAAUUCUCAGCAAAAAAUUAAAGAUGAUUCGAGUAGUAAAACAAAUCGUUCGGCACAUGCUUCCAAAUUUCUGCGAUCAUAUCGCCAAAGUCAACGUACGCAGAGUCCAAAAUUAAUUAAUAAAAAUAUCUCUAAAUUACCCAGUGAUAAUAAAGAGUUGUACUGCCUGGCAAGCAGUUUCGAGUAUUCAGAUAUGUCGAUGGAAAAUUCACUUUUAAAAAAUCCAAUACAAUUAAACGCGUCCCACAUUCUAAGUUGUUCGGAAUAUGAGAACGAAGCGUCAUCAUUCCAAUCCAUGGAAAUCGUAGAUAUUUGCAAUGAUCAGCAACUUUUUAAAAUGGUUUUUAAAGAACUAAUGGCAUCGAAACGCUUGGCUAUGUGCUUAGGAGUACAACAACGUUCUGGCCAACGCAAGCCAUUAAUCGGCGGUAAUUUACUUCUUAAUCAAGUAGGAGCGGCUGAGCAACAACAAGAAACAGAAAAAAAUUGCUCAACGUAUGAAUUUGAAAUUGAUGACACGAAUUACUUGGAUGGUAUAGCAUUUUGUUUAUCCCAGAAUAAUGUUUUCUAUAUGAAUAUGCAAGCGGAAAACACAUGCAAAGGUCUGACUGCAGAAAUGAAAUCCAAAUAUUUAAGAAUUUUGUUUAAAUCAAAUGAACGUACCUUCCUUGCCUUAGAGGCCAAAGAACAGUUGAAGAUUUUGAAAAAUCUUCUUCAAUCGGAAAUAUUGGUUAACUUGGAAGAUCCAAAAGUAGGGAAUUGGUUGUUGCAGCCGGACAAAGUAUACAAUCUAAAUCAGUUGGUCCAGCAGUUUGCUCCCGAAUGCAGUGGAUUAAUAAAUCUAUGCGGCUCUGCUCGUGGCUACAAUAGUUACGGAUUGGAUUCUUCUAGCGCUAUAUUGCCAAAAAUUAGAUCCUCUGUAGAAGCAUGCGUCACACUGCAUGUACUUAAAGGUCAAAUCGAAAAUAUGGAAAGAAUUGGUAAAGGGGAACUAUAUAAAUUUUUCAAGGAACUGGAAAUGCCUUUACAAAUGUCUUUAGUUAAUAUGGAAUUAGAAGGUUUUCCAACCAAUUUCGAGGCUUUACAAAAAUUAUAUCAACAUUUAGUCGAAACUAUGAAAGGACUUGAAAUGAGAAUUUAUGAAUUGCAUGGAAGUCGAUUUAAUUUAGGAUCAACUGCAGCAGUAGCAAGGAUUGUAGGAUUGCAUCGUAAAUCUAAUGGUCGCAUAAGUACUUCGAAACAGAUAUUGGAGAAAAUUGAUUCUCCUAUAUCGCAAAUGAUAUUAAAUUAUCGCAAAAUAAAUGCAGUCUUGACAAAGACUAUACAACCAUUGAUGAAAUGCGUAAAAGAUGGCAGAAUACGAGGUCAAAGCAUAACAUUUACUUCAACGGGUCGCAUAUCGAUGGUUGAACCGAAUUUACAAAACGUAGCCAAAGAUUUUGAAUUGGAUUUAUCAAACGAAAAAAUCUUAAUAUCUUGCCGUAAAGUUUUCUAUCCUAGUGAUAGUCAACGUUGCUUAUUAUCAUCAGACUUUUGUCAAUUGGAAAUGCGUAUAUUGGCCCAUUUAUCGCAAGAUCCAGCUUUGCUGCAAGUCAUUAAAAGCGAUAAAGAUAUUUUCACUUCGAUUGCGGCACGUUGGAACAAAAUCUCGGAAGUCGAUGUUGGUGAGCAAUUAAGAAAUGCCACUAAACAAAUAUGUUAUGGUAUCGUUUACGGGAUGAGUAUGCGUUCCUUAGCGGAGGCAUUGAAAUGCAAUGAACAAGAGGCAACGUUAGUGUCAGAGCAAUUUCACGCCGCUUAUCCGGGAAUAAGAAUCUAUAUGGAAAAGAUAAUAAAAUUUGCCAGAAAUAAUGGCUAUAUUGAAACCAUUACAGGUAGACGGCGAUAUUUGGAAAACAUCAAUAAUGCCGAAAUUUCAUUAAAAAAUCACGCUGAACGUCAAGCUGUUAACUCUGCAAUCCAGGGUUCAGCUGCUGAUAUAGCUAAGAGUGCAAUAUUGAGAAUGGAAAAGAAUAUGAUUAAGUAUCAAGAAAAGCUUGCGCUUGAUGCUGGCGCAGUGCGUCUAGUGUUGCAUCUUCACGAUGAAUUAAUAUUUGAAAUACCUGAAGAUAAGGUUAAAAAGAUUGCCAAAGUCUUGAGGCUAACAAUGGAAAAUUGCGUUAAACUAAAUGUGCCAUUAAAGGUAAAAUUGAAAGCCGGCAAAAGCUGGGGUCAAUUAAAAGAAAUGACUUAAGAUAAUUAAAUAUUAAUUACGCUCUAAUUGCUUAGUUACUAUUUA